AUGAAGAUCAGUCCAAACUGCUGUGAGAAGAGCACAGAUGAGAGUUACAAUGAUGAAGUCCGAUUCAGGUGUUUCCUCUCCACGGUGGCGUGCCCUUUGUUGGAUGAUGUGGUAGACGAAGAAGUGUUAAUACUCAGACGAGCAUUCAGGAAUUAAAGAGUGUUCCAGGACAGGUCAGACCCGUUGGCCUUUGCAGAGGAAUAUCUGACUGAGAGGUACAGAUUUUCAGUUGAUGGCAUCUGAUAUUUGUGUAGGCUGUUGGCUCCAAAGAUACAAUACAGAACAGCGCGGAGCCAUGCUCUCACUGUCCCACAGAUGGUCUGCGUAACGCUACGAUUUUUAGCAAGUGGCAUGUUCCUUUAUUCUGUUGGAGAUGCUGAAAACCUCAAAACCACUAUUUGCCGCACGAUAAGACAUGUUUGUCUGGCACUGAAAUCACUUGUGCACAUAUUCGUCACCUUCCCUGGCCACAGAAGAUUCCUCCACAUCAAGGAGGAGUUCUACAAGAUUGCAGCUUUCCCUAAUGUCAUUGGUGCAGUGGAUUGCACCCAUAUCCAUAUCAAACGCUCCUCAGGGACACACGAGGGUGAUUAUGUUAACAGGAAGUCCUUCCACAGUAUCAAUGUUCAGAUGAUCUGUGAUGCUGACUGCCUUAUUACAAAUUUAGAGGCCAAGUGGCCUGGCUCAGUCCAUGACUCCAGAGUCUUUCGGGCCAGUAGAAUUUACCAGAGACUCUCUCUAGGUGAGUUCUCUGGUGUGCUGCCAGGAGACAAAUCCUAUGUCUGCGAGACAUUCCUGUUGACUCCCCUCACAGACCCCCAAACCCCAGCACAGCAGGCUUACAACCAUGCCCACGCCAGAACUGUCAUGAUGGGGCAGACUGGUGCUCUGGUGUUUGAGGAUCGGUGCCCAGAGCGUUUGGAUGUUUGUCUGAAACAGCAUCAACCGCCUCAUCACAGUCUGAAACAACAUCAACCGCCUCAUCACAGUCUGAAACAGCAUCACCCGCCUCAUCACAGUCUGAAACAGCAUCAACCGCCUCAUCACAGUCUGAAACAGCAUCAACCGCCUCAUCACAGUCUGAAACAGCAUCAACCGCCUCAUCACAGUCUGAAACAGCAUCAACCGCCUCAUCACAGUCUGAAACAGCAUCAACCGCCUCAUCACAGUCUGAAACAGCAUCAACCGCCUCAUCACAGUCUGAAACAGCAUCAACCGCCUCAUCACAGUCUGAAACAGCAUCAACCGCCUCAUCACAGUCUGAAACAGCAUCAACCGCCUCAUCACAGUCUGAAACAGCAUCAACCGCCUCAUCACAGUCUGAAACAGCAUCAACCGCCUCAUCACAGUCUGAAACAGCAUCAACCGCCUCAUCACAGUCUGAAACAGCAUCAACCGCCUCAUCACAGUCUGAAACAGCAUCAACCGCCUCAUCACAGUCUGAAACAGCAUCAACCGCCUCAUCACAGUCUGAAACAGCAUCAACCGCCUCAUCACAGUCUGAAACAGCAUCAACCGCCUCAUCACAGUCUGAAACAGCAUCAACCGCCUCAUCACAGUCUGAAACAGCAUCAACCGCCUCAUCACAGUCUGAAACAGCAUCAACCGCCUCAUCACAGUCUGAAACAGCAUCAACCGCCUCAUCACAGUCUGAAACAGCAUCAACCGCCUCAUCACAGUCUGAAACAGCAUCAACCGUCUCAUCACAGUCUGAAACAGCAUCAACCGUCUCAUCACAGUCUGAAACAGCAUCAACCGUCUCAUCACAGUCUGAAACAGCAUCAAUCGUCUCAUCACAGUCUGAAACAGCAUCAACCGUCUCAUCACAGCCUGAAACAGCAUCAAUCGUCUCAUCACAGUCUGAAACAGCAUCAACCGCCUCAUCACAGUCUGAAACAACAUCAACCGUCUCAUCACAGUCUGAAACAGCAUCAACCGCCUCAUCACAGUCUGAAACAGCAUCAACCGUCUCAUCACAGUCUGAAACACCAUCAACCGCCUCAUCACAGCCUAAAACUACACCUGCUUUUCUUCUCACCAGUGAAGAGCUCUUCGUCCAAACAUCUUUUUCACAGAGCCCACAACAUCCUACAACAACAUCAACUACAGCUGUGCCUUCUCAACAAACUCAGCAAGCAUCAUCAACACAAUCUACAGAAACAUCUUCCACCACUCAAGAAAGUCAGAUAUCUACAGACGCCUCGUUAGAUUCACCUUUUGUUCUCACAACCAUGAGAAAUGCCAGUUUAGUUCAUUCCCCAGUGACUACCCCUCUAGCUCCUGGACACAGCGGCUCAACAGAGCUCAAUUAUCUAGGAUCAGCAGCAACUACCACCAUGGACGAAAGCAUAUCCUCAAUACCAACAGACUCGUCACAGUCUAUCAACACCGCUACAAGAGAAAACACAGAUACAGCUUUAUACUCAGAGAGAGUUGUUUUUUUUAUAAACCCACCUCAUGCACCAGAGAUUCAAACCAUUACCUUUAAUCACCCGCUGGUGUUUCAGGCCACCAUUAUGAAAUCAAAACCUACAGAACCGUGAAAUACCUCAACUGUAAAGCUGAAGUAUGUUGUUGCUGUAAUCCUAGAAUUAAACUAAUACAUCUACAACAUCAAACCUCCUUCGCUAGAGAGUGAGGAUAUCCAAACCGCUACAGAUAUUGACAUUAACAAUAACAUUUUAUCCACAGUUUCAUUCAGUUAAUCUCUCCAAUGCAGCUGCACCUUAAAGGGGUAGUUUACCCCAAAAUGAACAUUUGUCAUGAAUUACUCAUCUUGUAGUUGUUCCAAACCAAGGUUAUUUUAGUUUACUAAAAUUCAAACUUUGAAAACGUUCCUGUUUGUUGAAAUUAAAUUAAAUAUCAACCUAAAAACUAUUGGAAAAACUUACAAAAUAUAAAGCAGUAAAAAAUAUAAAAAUAAACCAAAAAAAAAAGAAUUAAUCUUAUAUAGCAACAUUAAAAACUGAACUAUCUAUUUAAAUCAAGAAAGUAUUUUGACAGUAAUAAUGACAUACUUCAGCUUCUGUAAAAGUGUUGCAUGUACUGUAUGUGCGUAGGUUAUGUUUCAAACAUCUUUAAAGUUCAUUUCUCCCCGUUUUCCUUGCAGUACAUCAUAUCUGAUGCAGCCCCGUCCCAGGCUUGCGUUGAGCCAGUUUUGCUUUUUCAAGUUUGUUGGGGUUGCUAAAAGACAGAAAUAUUUUGAGAAUAAUUACAACAGAAACAGAAGCUUUCUGCUAGCAGACGGGAGGCAAGAGAAUAUAAAGAAUGCACUUAACCUCCGUCAUUUUCUGUGGUUGCCAAAUGCAUCAUUAGCUAUUCCAGUAAUUUAAACGUCAAUCAGGUCUCACGUAACUAAGCAGUUAAAACAAACAAAAAAUAGAACUACUGUAGGUGCCUUUUUUCAUAACAGUUUUAAAAAGAGUACAUAUAUGUGUGUGUGUGUGUGUGUGUGUGUGUGUGUGUGUGUGUGUGUGUGUGUGAAAGACACUGUUGGAUCUAUUACUAUUUUUAUUUGAAAAUGUAAGAAAGUCAAAGAUAAAAAAGAAUUUUAUUUGUCAGUAUGUUGGCUACAGAUGGAUGUUAGAUGACUUUUAUUGCAAUAUGUUGUAGGAAUUUAUCCAACCCUUUUAGUACCGUGCAUUGAUUAUUGAUUCUGAGACCUACACUCUAAAAAAAGCUGUAAAAAUAGGGCACAAUAUACUGUAUUAAUAUGAAGGAAUUUUCUGUGUUCAUUUUUAGAAUGGUUUUACCUGUAUUUUACAUUUUGCACUGCAUUCAUUUGCAUUUUAGCAUUAAUGGAAAUGUCUGUAAAAUAAAGGAAAAUGUACUGGUAAUUUUCUGCCAGUACUUUAUAUGUUUUUUUACGGGAUUUUUUUUUACAGUGUACUUGUCCAACAGGUCAAACCACAGAAAAGACAAAAAACUAUUGCAAUAAUAAUGCAACCAUUACGGUAUAGAGAUAUGCUGUCAACAUCACACUCUUCAUGAUCAUGGGUGGUCAUGCACAUCCGUCCACAACCAAAGAGGAAAGUUACAAAAUCUUCUCUAAAGACUUUCACACAGUGUUUGUGCAUCUUUCAAAGAACUGGAUGAAGUAAACCUAUCCCAAUUAUGAACUUUAUUCCUGUUCAAAGAUAUUUUAAUUACGUUCAUAAAACAAAUCUGUAGAAAGUUGCUCAUGACUUCUUUGACACUUUGUCACAGUGUGAAGUAAAUGUCAUGUUAAACAAAGAAAGUAUGAUGCUUUGUGUAGAGGCCCUUUCAGUAACCUUGGCCAUGACAAGAUUCAGUAUUAGAGAAAAGGGCUGACUCUUCUCAUGCUUUUGAAGUUACUUUUCUUGUACGGGUGGCAAGAAAACUGUCUGUUUAAUAAGAUCUCAUGUGUCUAGAAUUAGCGAUCUCUGUCGACAUCAUCAGUCAUGCAGAACAGUGAUGACACCGAUAUAUAUUUAAACGUGAAUGAAUUUGUGUUUCUGUAAUACACUGCAUUUUAUUUAUUUCCAUUCCAGUGGAAUAACGCCACAAUCGCAAGGUUUAAUUUCACACGAAAUCGAUUGCAGUCUGUAUUUUAAAGAAUAGACCUGCUAAGCUACAUAUUAAAGGAGUCGAAUGCUGGUAUGUUACCAUACCACUUGUCAAGAUGAUGAUCCUAUCAUUAUUUUGCGGUCAAGCUGGAACUCACAAUGCUAAACAUGAAUAACAGAUAUUUGUCACAUGACUCUGAACAGACCUAAUAAAUCAUCCGGCAUCUGAGGAGUGCAUCACUUUGAAUAUUGGGACUUAACGUGCCCAUGACAGCAUCUGACUUGGACUAAACACAGA
Messenger RNA from Triplophysa rosa, 4824 nucleotides. RefSeq lists its product as uncharacterized. The record is from RefSeq and is a predicted model, not a curated record. Lineage: Eukaryota; Metazoa; Chordata; Actinopteri; Cypriniformes; Nemacheilidae.